Molecule: messenger RNA, 1373 nt
Organism: Cydia pomonella (codling moth)
Lineage: Eukaryota; Metazoa; Arthropoda; Insecta; Lepidoptera; Tortricidae
Exons: 2
Coding region: 62-868 (268 amino acids)
Source: RefSeq, a predicted model, not a curated record
UGAAUCGAAUGGAAUGGAAUUUUUACAAGCUACGCAGAACUGAAGUAUACAUAUACAGUAAAUGAAAUAUACAGUUUUUAUACAUAUAGGAUUUGAGAAGCCGGGAUGUGAUUACGAGAAUAUUAGAGCAAAGUUUUACACGAAAGCAUCCGCACAGCCUGCAGCUAACGAAGACAAGCCCAUAACAGUCUUCGGAACUGUGCAGUUGUAUGAAAAGUGCCUCCCGGAACAAGAUUUGGUCUUCUUCAUCCAAGUAUUCCAUAAAUAUCGUAAUAUAAGAAAGGCUUUGAUGGAAGUUGAUGCCACUGCCUCUCCAAUUAUUAGAAAUAAAUGCGCUUUGUAUGGCAUCACUGAUACAAUCGGUACCGCAGAAGAUAUGACGCUAUCCAGGAUUAUCCGAGCAUUCCCUGUGCAUACUGCUAAAGUGAUUUUGAAAGAACAGUUCCAGGGAAUUUUGCCAUAUUCGUCUUUCUUCCAACAAGACCUUCCAUUGUUAAUGCAGCACAACAUUUUCUCCGGCUUACUUCCCCGUUUUGAUUUCCCUGAGUUGAGACAAGUAUCAGAAGUUUUAAACAUGGAAAUAUCUGUAAAACUCGCACGUCCCGCAGAAAAGCAGGACUUCAUGAAGAAAAGUGUUAAUGAUUUUAUUAAAUAUUCGAGGAAACAUGUAGAAGCCUAUUUAUUUAGCAGAUUAGACGAUGAAAAUUCGAAGAUGAAAAUAUUGAUUGAGGCGGGGAUUGUAGAGUUCAAGGCGAAUGAGUUGGAACUCACAGCUGCAACUGUUGCCCUUGUAAAUAAACUUAAAUAUAUAGAAGCUGUCUAUUCUUUAAAAUAUUCAGAAGCUCUGGACAAACUGAAAGGUAAAUAAAGAUCUUUUGCAGGGGUUGCCGGGGUGAAUCCACUUUUUAUAUUACUUGUUGCCACGGUUAUAAAUAAAUUAAAAAUAAAAUAAUAUAAAAUAAAUAAAUUGAUUUUAUUUCAGGCAAGCACCCAUAUAAAAUAACGUGAUACACAUAGAAUUUACAAUGUAAAAUGACACAAAAGUGUAAAAAAAUAAAAUAACUGUAAAACAAUAAUAUUUUUUUAAAUUACAAUUAAAAAUAAAAUAACUACUUUCGGUUCGCAUCUUGAUGCAGAGACAGCCAAAACCUACAGAUUGGACUGUGCAAAUCCUCAGUAAUCGUGGCUAGGAUACAGUUCUCAGAGCUGCGCAGCCUAUUCCAAAAUUAGAAUUACGGCAAAAAAUAUCGCACCCGUGGCGGAUAUAUGUAGUAUGCCAAAAAAUCACAAAUAAUUCGUAGCAUAACUAUCUGCGAGGAUAUUACCGUAUUUGUUGUGGUUCUUGAGAUAUUUUGUUCCGGCUCCAUACAUUU